AUGGUGGAGGCUUUCUGUGCUACCUGGAAGCUGACGGACAGCCAGAACUUUGACGAGUACAUGAAGGCUCUAGGUGUGGGGUUUGCCACUCGGCAGGUGGGGAAUGUGACAAAGCCAACCGUGAUCAUCAGUCAGGAGGGAGGCAAGGUGGUGAUCCGGACCCAAAGCACGUUCAAGAACACGGAAAUCAGUUUCCACCUGGGGGAAGAGUUUGAUGAAACCACUGCAGAUGACAGAAACUGUAAGUCUGUUGUUAGCCUGGAUGGAGACAAGCUCGUCCAUGUACAGAAAUGGGAUGGCAAAGAAACAAAUUUUGUAAGAGAAAUUAAGGAUGGCAAAAUGGUUAUGACUCUCACUUUUGGUGAAGUGGUUGCUGUUCGCCACUAUGAGAAGGCAUAG
Messenger RNA from Pipistrellus nathusii (Nathusius's pipistrelle), 399 nucleotides. The record is from the annotation of a GenBank genome assembly. Lineage: Eukaryota; Metazoa; Chordata; Mammalia; Chiroptera; Vespertilionidae.